Molecule: messenger RNA, 693 nt
Organism: Sphaerulina musiva SO2202
Lineage: Eukaryota; Fungi; Ascomycota; Dothideomycetes; Mycosphaerellales; Mycosphaerellaceae
Exons: 1
Coding region: 1-693 (230 amino acids)
Source: RefSeq, a predicted model, not a curated record
AUGGCGAACGACGAGAAGCCACGGAACCGCAAAGAGCGACGAGCUGCGGCGAAAGAGACUGGAAAUCCAAUGGAGGCGCCUACAUCAACCCCAAAGAUGAAGUUGACCAAACCGGAUUAUGAUGCCAGGCCGGCCAAAGGCACGACUCUGCUCGACAUUUACGAGGAGAAGAAGGCCCUUCUCGAACAAGGCCAACCAUUUGACGACAAGUACUCUGACGGCCUAGCACGAGGCGAAAGCGGUAACAUUCUCGAUGUUGGCCUUGGCGAUAACGAGCCUAUUGGCCCUAUUGGAAAUGCAGUGUUCUGGUCGGUCUGCUUGACCAUGCUACACUUCACCUUGGACGUUCUGACGUACAAUCAGUACGCCCAAGACAUCAUCUGGCCGGCAAUAUUUAAGCGCUCUGGAAAGAUUCUGCCGAUCCUGUUCCUAGCCAUCUAUAUGAUGAAAUCGCAGCUUGCUUACAGACUGGGUGUCGUCAGGCAAGUGCUCUUCCUCUGCGUGGCGAUCGCUGCUGGGUGCUAUCUGAUUCACGCCGGUAAUACGUAUGGCUAUUUUGCGGUGAUGAAGCAGGCACCGCCACUGGGCACUCUAUGGGUCUACAGUGUCAUUGAACUGGAUUUAUGGUUUGCUGUGGCUAGCCUUGUGUUCAACUUCGCAUUCCUAUUGUGGAACGGCUAUACAGUCUUUUAA